Plasmodium cynomolgi strain B is the source of this 1011-nucleotide messenger RNA. RefSeq names its product Tat binding protein 1(TBP-1)-interacting protein. The transcript has a single exon. Gene Ontology annotation, cellular component: mitochondrion. Gene Ontology annotation, biological process: transsulfuration. NCBI's taxonomy places the organism in Eukaryota, Apicomplexa, Aconoidasida, Haemosporida, Plasmodiidae. Gene Ontology annotation, molecular function: thiosulfate-cyanide sulfurtransferase activity. The coding region runs from base 1 to 1011 and encodes 336 amino acids. The record is from RefSeq and is a predicted model, not a curated record.
AUGAAAACGCACACGUGUAAGCAUCUCAUCGAGACGAACGAGCUGCACGACCUUAUAAAGAACAAAAGGGAGCAUUUGCUGUUUGAUACAAGCUGGUACAAUAUCAGGCAGGGGGAAAAGGAUAAAAACUCCUUUGAUGACCACGAUCAGGCAGAAAGAAUAGAAGGAAGCAUCUCCUUCAACUCGAUAGUUACCUCCAAUGAAAAUCCCAAUUUUUCUUUUUUCUUCCCAACUCAAGAAGAGUUUUUCUCCUACUUGAGAAAGCUACUGCUGGAAAGUCUAAUGGACAUAAAAAUAAAUACACUAGAAAACCUGCCUGUAAUUUUCUACGAAAAGGAUGAAAUAUUUUAUGCCCCCAGAAUUUGGUUCAUGUUCAAAUUGCAUGGAUUCCAAAAUGUGCAAAUUUUAAAUGGCGGCUUGAAUAAAUGGCUCAAUGAGGAAAGAGACGUGAUGGCAACAGAUGGAAACGCACAGGGGAAUGGGCAUCUUCCCCAGAGUGACAAAAUUAUCCAAGUCGAUAAACUGAUAAAAGAACAUGUAGAAAAAAACAAAAAACAAAUAAGUGAAAAUAGGAAAAGAAGCAUAUACCAUUAUGCAGAUAUAGACAAUUUCGUUACCGGAAGGAAGAAACAAAAUGAUGACAUGGGACUCUUUGUCCUUGUGGAUACGAGGCCGAAUAGCUCCUUUAGCGCUCUGUUGCCCAUUAAUGAAAAGGAAAAAGUGGAUAAUUUCAUUCCCUUUUCGGUUAACAUACCUUAUCAUCAUUUUAUUAGAAGCCAUGAUGAGAAAUAUAAAUUUUUUACUUUUAAAAAUGAGGCCGAAAUAAAGAACAUUUGUGACCAGUACGAUCUUCUAAAUGAGCAGAAGACGGUCAUAUCGACAUGCAACAAAGGAAUCAGUGCCUGUGUUUUACUCUUCCUUUUGCACCAGCUAAAUAAGCCGCUCCACCAACUGGCACUGUACUAUGGGAGCUUCGUCGAUUACAAGUUUAGGAAGUACGCCCUUCAGUAG